Molecule: messenger RNA, 947 nt
Organism: Phycodurus eques (leafy seadragon)
Lineage: Eukaryota; Metazoa; Chordata; Actinopteri; Syngnathiformes; Syngnathidae
Gene: psmb7
Product: proteasome 20S subunit beta 7
Exons: 8
Coding region: 28-861 (277 amino acids)
Cellular component (GO): proteasome core complex
Molecular function (GO): threonine-type endopeptidase activity
Source: RefSeq, a predicted model, not a curated record
AGAAGAGGACGCAUUGCUAACAACAAGAUGGCGGCGUCGAAAGCAAGUUUAUCAACCCUUGGUGGAUUCACUUUUGAGAACUGCAAAAGAAACGUAUUUCUGGAAGAAAAAGCGAAUGAAGUUGGCUGUAAUUUGCCUGCUGCUCGUAAAACUGGAACUACUAUUUGUGGUGUUGUGUACAAGGAUGGUGUUGUCCUUGGAGCUGACACCAGAGCUACUGAGGGCAUGGUAGUGGCUGACAAGAACUGCUCCAAGAUACACUACAUUUCACCCAAUAUUUACUGUUGUGGAGCGGGAACGGCUGCAGACACAGAAAUGACCACUCAGAUCAUCUCCUCCAAUCUGGAGCUGCACGCCCUCUCCACGGGCAGACUACCACGUGUGGCCACUGCUAACCGCAUGUUCAAGCAAAUGCUUUUCAGGUAUCAGGGCUACAUUGGUGCCGCUCUGGUUCUUGGUGGAGUGGACUGUAACGGUCCUCAUCUUUACAGCAUCUACCCUCAUGGCUCUACGGACAUGCUUCCAUAUGUCACUAUGGGAUCUGGAUCCCUGGCUGCAAUGGCAGUGUUUGAAGACCGAUACAAACCUGGCAUGGAAGAAGAGGAUGCCAAGUUGCUUGUGCGUGAUGCCAUCGCUGCAGGAAUAUUCAAUGAUCUCGGUUCUGGCAGUAACAUAGAUCUAUGUGUGAUUACCAACGAGAAGGUGAACUACAUCCGACCCCAUGAUGAACCCAACAAGAAAGGUUCCAGAACUGGUGACUACAAGUACAAAAGGGGAACCACUAGUGUCUUGACAAAGCUGGUGACGCCCUUCAACCUGGAUGUGAUGGAGGAAAAUGUGCAAACUAUGGAUACUUCCUAGAAUGUCAGCUGUUUUUUUUUUUUUUUUUUUUUUUGAAGCCUCUUCUUAGCAUUCAAUAAAUUCAGCUUUAUUCAUGUUUUUUUCCC